GCUGCCAUUUUUUUGGUUCAAUUAUGAAAAAGAGACUAUACACAAAAUAAAAAGUUUCUGUUCAUCAGGUAUGACAGGUCUUCUCGAUUCUAUUGUUUUACAAACUAAUAACAAUAUAAAAUAAACGAGUGUAAAUAUGAAUUCAGUGAAUUAGGUUUCAAACCCAACUGGUGAAAUGCCUACACAAGUCUACUCGCAAAUCCAUUUAUCCGACUCAGACAAAAAGCUUGGUAGUUUUAACUUUAAAGCACGCAAUUGAAACAAAUUUACUAUGUGUUGAAAUUCUUAUUUUAUUUAAAAUUUAAUUCAAAGGAAAUCACGUAACGUAGAAGAAUGAGAUUUUAAGCGUAUAAUGUUUUCUUUUGAAACAUAACCUUGACCUUUUUCAAAAAGUAAAAGGAAUCCACUACACCCUAUUUUAUUUAAAUUAUAUCAUUUUACCUUGAUAAAGAAAUGUAAUUAACAAGGCACUAAAUCCAGUUAUGAGAACUAUCAUCACUUCCCAGACUCCCAGUUCCCACCAUUUCAUGCUACAUCACUCAACUGUCAAACCCACGUCACCAUAUUUCCUGUCUGUCUUCUUCAUUCUCUUUUGUUCUUACAUUGCAACUCACCAUUUUGUUGAGAUAAAGAUAACACAAGCUCAUUCUCACCACUCUGGAAAAAGCUGCUAGUUUUCUUUUAUCCUGAGAAUAAUUUUCUUGAAUUUGUCAUGCCAAAAAGAAAAAGAACAAAGACUAAAGCUGAGAAUUUUUAUUUUAAGUUGAUAUCCUUUUGAUCAAAGCAUCUAUUUCAAAUCCAUUACCUCCAGUCUCUUUUAUCUUAUGUUUGUUUCCACAUAUUUCACUUUACUUUCCUUUGAAUUUGAAAUGUCUUCCUUUUGCAUGGUACAUCCAUAUAUGCUUUAACCAUAUCUUGUUCAUUGCUGCAAAUAAUGCUCAGUGUUUGAGUAUUUAAAUUCAUAUCAAGACUUAACGGUUGACAAAAUGCGAGAAAUUUACAUGUUUUCUGUGAUUUUCUUGACGGGGUUCUUGGUUUUUAAAGGGGAGGCUACUCUUGUUGACAGUGAUAAGAAAGCAUUGCUCAAUUUUUUGAGUAAUGUUUCUCAUUCUCGAUUCAUAAACUGGAAUGAACAAAGUCCUGUAUGUAAAAAUUGGACAGGAGUAACAUGCAGUGAAGACGGGGCUCGAGUGAUAGCUGUUCGGUUGCCUGGAGUUGGUUUUUAUGGUCCAAUUCCUGUGAAUACUCUCAGUCAUCUCUCAGCAUUGCAGAUUCUGAGCCUUAGAUCAAAUGCUAUUUCUGGGCCUUUUCCCUUCGAUUUGUUGAGUCUUAAAAACUUGACCAAUCUGUACCUUCAAUUGAAUAGUUUCUCCGGUCCUCUGCCUUCUAAUUUUUCUGUUUGGAAAAAUCUUGUUAUUGUUGAUUUGUCUAACAAUGGUUUUAAUGGUAGUAUCCCUAGUUCUGUAUCGAAUUUGCAUAAUUUGCAGUUGUUAAACUUGUCGAACAACAAACUGACUGGUAGUCUGCCUAAACCUCUUCAAAGAUUUCCAAAAUCAUGGUUCGUUGGUAAUGAUAUUUCUUUGCCAUAUUCGCCUAUUCAUGGAUUUUCUUCUUCCAUUCCACCACACCCAAAGCCUAAAAGUGCUGGAAAACUAAGCGAGAAAGUGGUAAUAGGAAUUGUUGUUGGUGCUUGUGUUCUUGGGCUUAUUGGAUUCAUAUCUAUGUUGCUCGUAUGCUUUUUGAAGAAAAAAGAUGCGGAUGUCUUUGUCAGCAAGUUGGAGAAAGGGCACAUGACACCAGAGAGGAAAAUUUCACGGAAUGAAGAUGCCAAUAAUAAGUUGGUUUUCUUUGAGGGGUGCAACUAUGUAUUUGAUCUGGAGGAUUUGCUGAGGGCUUCUGCUGUUGUACUGGGAAAGGGCACAUUUGGUAUGGCUUAUAAGGCCAUAUUAGAGGAUGGGAGGUCUGUGGUAGUGAAAAGGUUGAAGGAGGUACGUGUUGGUAAACGAGAAUUCGAGCAGCAAAUGGAACUGGUAGGAAGUAUCAAACAUGAUAAUGUGAUUGAGCUGAGGGCAUAUUAUUACUCCAAAGAUGAGAAGCUUGUGGUAUGUGAUUAUUACUGCCACGGGAGCGUAGCUACAAUGUUGCAUGGUACAAGAGAAGAAGAUAGGAUCCCUCUGAGUUGGAAAACCAGACUAAGGAUUGCAGUUGGUGCAGCGAGAGGCAUUGCACAAAUCCACAGAGAAAAUGGAGGUAAACUUGUCCAUGGCAACAUAAAAUCCUCCAAUAUUCUUAUAAACUCUCAACAAUACGGCUGUGUAUCAGACACUGGUUUGUCAGCCAUAACGAGUCCCCUGGCUCUACCUAUAGCUCGUAAUGCUGGCUACCGAGCUCCAGAAAUAAUAGACACUCGAAAAGCCACACAAGCUUCUGAUGUUUAUAGCUUUGGCGUUUUCCUGCUUGAGCUCCUCACUGCCAAAUCCCCUAUCCACAAUGCAGGAGGCGACGAGGUAAUAUCUCUGGUUCGCUGGGUGACUUCAGUUGUCAAAGAAGAAUGGACAGGAGAAGUGUUUGAUGUGGAACUAAUGAAGUAUCCAAACAUAGAAGAAGAGCUGGUGGAACUACUACAGAUAGCAAUGUCAUGUGUAGUAAGAUUUCCAGAGCAGAGGCCUAAGAUGUUGGAGGUUGUCGAAAUGAUUGAAAAUAUUAGGCCAGGCGCCACUGGAAACCCGGGAUCUUUCGAAGCCAAAUCUGAAACUUCUACACCAACUCCAUUGCUAGCUGCCACCAAUGGUCUGAAAUGAGUGACAUACUUGUAUUUCUGUGACCUGUUUUUAUGUUUCUUUAGCUGCUUCUGCUUUUCACAAACUCAGUGAACAAAAUUUAGGCAGAUGUAUUUGUAUUCAGUUGUGGCUUGCUUAGGUAGCUUUUGGUGUGGUUUGUAUUUGUAUUACACUAUCACUUUGGCUCUGUUUGGUUGGCAUGAAUGGAAUGGAUCUUGGACAGAAUGGAAUGAUCCAUUCAGCCCAACAAAAAAAAUUGCUGUUUGGUUGGGCCAAAGGAAUGGAAUGGUCCAUUCUUUAACUCAUUCCAUUCUGGAGCAUUGUUUUAUAUUCUUUUCCUGCUGAAAACGGUGGGAUAAGCCCAUUCUAAUCUCUCGGCUAAAACAAAAAAACACGCUCGAAGCAUCCGAUCGAGCUUCAGACUCUCGCUAUUCAGGCAAGGACGAUUCAAACUCUCGCAUCUUCGACUCCGCCGAUUUCAAUAAGCUCAAAAUCCGAUCGACGCAUUUCAGCGAUUCACUUUACCAUUUGCAACCAUUUUGAAACCUAAAUCAAUCUGAGCAUACUGGUGUUCGAUAAAAAGCCUCUAACAACUAUAUGAUGAAUUACAGCAAUGGCAAGACUUUCACUAACUAAAAGCCAUAAAGCAGAAGAAACUUUUCAUGAUAGAUUACCAUGAUUUGCUACUACCAUAUGUGAAGAAAGUGAGGCAGAUAAAAGGGACAUCUCUAUAUGGAUCAAGGGCCUUGUUUUUUCUAACUCCUAUUGGCACAUUGAAGCCAGUAGCCAUUGAGCUUGUCCGAUCUCCAAUGAAUGGGAAACCUCAGUGGAAGAAAGCAUAUUCUCCAGGGUUUGAUGCGACUAGUGUUUGGCUUGGAAGCUCGCUAAAGCUCAUUUAUUGGCACAUGACUCUGGUUUUCAUCAGCUUGUUAGUCACUGCCAGAUCUGCAUCUUUGACUGAAUGCGGCUUCAUCUUAAAUUUCUGAUAUUGUUCAGAGUGCUUUAUUCCCUGAUGCUGGCUUGGAAAGUGAUCUUGGUCAUGCUGGAGAAGUGGCAAGGCUAGUAAUAGUUCAAAAUCUUGACCUUUUCUUGGAGAAAUUUUGUAUUUUAUUUGUAAAUUAUGAAGGAGAAUUAGUAGUGGCGAAAGUUUGGUUUUUUGUAAAUUUUUAAUAUUUAUUAUAGUUGAUUUAGGUACUACUAAUUCGUGUAAUGAAAUGUGAAGUAUGCUAUUGACAUGAAAUUAAUCCAUUUGUCUAUUUGAUUUAUAAA
Daucus carota subsp. sativus is the source of this 4049-nucleotide messenger RNA. Its product is annotated as probable inactive receptor kinase At4g23740. Gene Ontology annotation, biological process: protein phosphorylation. Gene Ontology annotation, molecular function: protein binding; protein tyrosine kinase activity; ATP binding. The record is from RefSeq and is a predicted model, not a curated record. The transcript has 5 exons. The coding region runs from base 987 to 2801 and encodes 604 amino acids. NCBI's taxonomy places the organism in Eukaryota, Viridiplantae, Streptophyta, Magnoliopsida, Apiales, Apiaceae.